This is a messenger RNA of Ectocarpus sp. CCAP 1310/34, 387 nucleotides long. The record is from the annotation of a GenBank genome assembly. Lineage: Eukaryota; Phaeophyceae; Ectocarpales; Ectocarpaceae.
UGUUUGCUGCUGCUGCAUUGCUGUGUACGAACGACCCUCUGCGUACACAACAACGUGCCAUACAUCUCCGGUCUUGAUGUGUCUAUCUAUACAUGUAUUCCAGACGAAAGCGACACCCUGAUGCUUCUGUGCCUGAUGCUUCCGUGGACAUAUCUGAGCUGCGUCAUGUAUUGGUGUGCAGCUUAAUCAAGUUUUCACGUGAGGUAUUGAGAGGUAUUCAUCCACCGCCGCCCGCCUGGCCCUCUCUCUCCUCUCCCUCCGAUACGAAACGAGAACCGAGAGAGUUCCGCCGCCGGCGGUGGGUUGCAGGAGGAGUCUUGCAGGAGUGCAGGACAGAGAUCCACUUCAAACGAGAGUUCCGCCGCGUUAGCCCCGUUCGUUAGGUCC